Dovyalis caffra is the source of this 696-nucleotide messenger RNA. The record is from the annotation of a GenBank genome assembly. NCBI's taxonomy places the organism in Eukaryota, Viridiplantae, Streptophyta, Magnoliopsida, Malpighiales, Salicaceae.
AUGGCAACGCCAUCGGGGUCAUGGAUGCAAGAAUUCAAUGAAGCAUCAAAACUUGGUGAAGAAAUUAAUGGUAUGAUUUCUGGGAAGAAUUCUUUGCCUCCAUCAGGACCAGAAACACAACGGCAUCUUUCUGCAACUAGGAGAAAGAUCACUAUUUUGAGAACUAAACUUGAUAUUUUGCAGUCCCUUUUGUCAGCACUUCCUAGCAAGCAGCCAAUAACAGGGAAAGAGAUGAAUCGGCGUCAAGACAUGCUGAAAAAUUUGAGUACUAAAGUUAACCAGAUGGCCACUGCUCUCAAUAUGUCCAGUACUGCAAACAAAGAGAACUUGCUUGGGCCUGAUAAGAACACAGAUGAUAUCGUGAAUAGAGCAUCUGGCUUGGACAACCAUGGUCUUGUUGGCUUUCAACGGCAAAUUAUGAAAGAACAAGAUGAGGGCCUUGAGAAAUUGGAGGACACAGUGACAAGUACAAAACACAUUGCACUGGCUGUCAAUGAGGAACUUACCCUACACACUAAGCUUCUGGAUGACUUAGACGACCAUGUGGAUGUAACAAAUUCCCGUCUACAGAUGGUUCAAAGGAAAUUGGCUUUUCUGAACAAACGCACCAAAGGUGGCUGCUCAUGUUUGAUCUUAUUGGUCAUUGCCAUUGUCGCUCUAAUUGUUGUCAUAUGGGAACUGUUUAAAUAUUUGUAA